Messenger RNA from Miscanthus lutarioriparius, 618 nucleotides. The record is from the annotation of a GenBank genome assembly. Lineage: Eukaryota; Viridiplantae; Streptophyta; Magnoliopsida; Poales; Poaceae.
AUGAUGAGGCGCGCGGAGCCGGUCGGCGAAGCGGACUCGGAGCGGCGGCGCGGCGGCUACAAGGGCGUGCGGCGGCGUCGGUGGGGGAAGUGGGUGUCGGAGAUCCGGGUGCCCGGCACGCGGGAGCGCCUGUGGCUCGGCUCCUACGCCACGCCCGAGGCCGCCGCCGUCGCGCACGACACGGCCGUCUACUUCCUCCGCGGCGGCACCGGCACCGGCGCGGGCGUCCCAGGCGGCGGAAACGGCGGCGACGUAGCGGCGCUCAACUUCCCCGAGCGCGCGGCGGCCGCGUACGGUGCCGGCGCCGGCGCCGGGGGCCGGCUGUCGCCGCGGUCCGUGCAGCGCGUGGCGUCCGACGCGGGCAUGGCCGCCGACGCGCAGCUCGUGGCGGCGCGGGAGAGCGCGCCCGCGCCCGCGCUGGCCCACGCCCAUCGCACCGGCAUUGGCAUCAUCGGCAGCGCGCACGGCGGUGGCGUCAGCGCCCGGGCGCGCGAUCAGGAUGCUGGUGACGCGUACACCGGCCGUGCGCACGCUAGCCUUCACAGUACGGGCGCGGGAAGGGAGCAACCUGCUGUCUCCGGGGAGAUUAGCGUGGAUGACAUGGAGAUUCUGAUGUAA